This is a messenger RNA of Ruditapes philippinarum (Manila clam), 6130 nucleotides long. Its product is annotated as transcription initiation factor TFIID subunit 1-like. Gene Ontology annotation, biological process: transcription by RNA polymerase II; RNA polymerase II preinitiation complex assembly. The coding region runs from base 207 to 6101 and encodes 1964 amino acids. The transcript is spliced from 47 exons. Gene Ontology annotation, cellular component: transcription factor TFIID complex. NCBI's taxonomy places the organism in Eukaryota, Metazoa, Mollusca, Bivalvia, Venerida, Veneridae. The record is from RefSeq and is a predicted model, not a curated record. Gene Ontology annotation, molecular function: TBP-class protein binding; histone acetyltransferase activity; RNA polymerase II general transcription initiation factor binding.
UAUCAAAUUUAUAUGUUUUAAUCAAUCACACCAUGGAAAAACAAAAAAUUGACCGGCGAAUGAAUUAUACCCUACAGUUCUAAAGUGACAUAGUGAAGAUGAAAACUCAACGAUUCUGCCUUAAAUGGAACAAAUCGGAUUUUCUAAGACAGCAAUGUUCACUGUACAUGUCAUCUUAGAUCAGGAAUGUAAUCAUUCAUAUUAACAUGAUGGAUGUUGAUGAGUCGGAACAACACUUUCAGGAGGUGGCUGUAUCUUCUCUGACGGGGUUUCUCUUUGGUAACAUUGAUGAGAAAGGGGAACUGGAAGAAGAUUUCCUUGAUGAGGAAUCAAAGAAGCAUCUAGGGUCACUCAGUGCACUUGGUAUAGGUUCCCUUGUUAGGGAGAUCACUGAUGACUCGGAACAAAUUCAGGAUACCUGGGAAAGUAGUAAUGAUUCAUCCCAAGAUUAUGAGAAGAAGGCCAGUGAUGCUGUGGAUUUUUCUGACAUUGUUGAGGUGGCGGAUGAGGAAGAAGAAGAUAAGGCUAAGAUCAGCCAAGCAAUGUCCUCAAUGCAUAUGCUAAAACAAGAGCAUGAUGAAGAUGAUGACUAUGAUGAUAAAGAUUCUCAGCUGAUGCCCCCACCAACCUGGCUCCCAGUUCAGUUAAAACCUGAUGUUAAACCAACAACAGGUUCUAGUGGUAUGGCAGGAAUGGGUCAGUUAUCACCCUCCCUAAAUACCCCGCUUGCAGCCAUGUUGCCUCCAGAACUGAAGGAUGCUGACGUUACUAAGUACUUCCCAGAAUUCAGGAAAAACCAGGUUUUGCGUUUCUCACGAUUGUUCAAGCCUGUUUACCAUCCACACAUCUGGAAGAAAAAGAAGAAGAAAAAAGAGGGCGAAGAAGACAAAGAUAAAAAGAAAGAUGAAAAGGGCAAAGAAAAAGAAGCUGGUAAGACAGAAACAGAAACCCCUAAAACUGAAGAUAUCAAGGAAGACCCUGAAGCCUCUAAACUAACACCACCACCACCAACAGAGACAUUAUCCACUGAGCCUGUCAAAUCUGAGUCUGAGUCAACAACACCUUCAUCAGAUAUUGAAAUUAAAGUUGAAGAACCGCCUGAGGCCAGGAAUCAAGACAUCAAGGAUGUAGAAAUGACUGGUUCCCAGGAGGAUAAAUCAGACAGUGGUAUCAGUGGUGUAGGGGACGAUGAUGAUGAUGAAGAUGAUGAUUACGUAGCCCAGCUGUUUAAUACAAAGAUCAAAUUGAACAUGGGGCGACCAGCACUACCAGAGGAACUUGCUCCAAGUGAUGAGGAGCUAUUAAAGAUGAAGGAAUCAGGGUCAGUAUCAAAAUCUGACAAGAAAUCUGAGGGUGGUACAAAAGAAGGUGACAUUGAUGUAGCCCCGUGGAGGUAUGGCCCAGCCCAGUACUGGUACGACAUGUUAGGGAUCAAUGAAACUGGGGAAGGAUUUGACUAUGGGUUUAAGGUUAAAAAAGAAAAUGAAGAACGAAUGGCAGCUAAAGAGAUUAAAGAAGAGCCUGUAACUGAGGAUGAAGCAGUGGUGAAACAUGAACCACCACCAGAUAUUCCAGACGAGGCCUUCCUCAUGAUAACACAGCUACAGUGGGAGGACGAUAUAAUCUGGAGUGGUGAGGAGGCCAGACAGAGAGUGAUGCAGGCACAGAAAAUGAGACCACUAGCUGCGGGCUGGAUCCCCAGUACUAGCCACAGAACAGCUGCCCACUAUCUCCAGCAGUAUCGUCCUGGAUUACAGACAAGGUUAGGACCUGGCAAUCUACCCAUCAUGAGAUCUAUAUCUGGGCAGUUUGGACAAAAACCAGAAACACCAGGAGGAUGUCUGACAGAGCAGGGUAAAAACAACAAGUGGUUUUCUAUAUUUCCAAUAGAGAACCAAGAUCUUGUGUAUGGUAACUGGGAAGAUGAGAUUAUAUGGGAUGCCGAGAACAUGGAUUACAUUCCAUCCCCAAAGACAUUGACCAUAGAUCCUAAUGAUGACAAUAUUAUACUGGAGAUACCAGAAGAUAAAGAUCCGAGUGCACCGGAGACACCAGCCAAAAAAGAGAAGUCAGAGGUGAAGAAAUCUCGUAUUUUACUAGGAAAGGCAGGUAUUAUCAAGGAUGAGGAGGAGGAAGAUAAUACACAACAGAGUAAUUCCAACAUUGAUCCAUUCAAUAUGUCAAAUGAUGAGUUUUAUAACCCUAAACUACUAGAUACAGCUCUACGAUCUAACAUGGGUGUUAAUCUUAUACAGCACUCUACGCCAGCUGUUGAGUUACAACAACCGUUCUUCCCGACAUUCCUCAGUGAGACUAAACUACGGACAUUUCAUCGUAACCCUUUAAAGAAAUACUCACACGGUGCUCUAGCUACUCAUGGUCCACACUCUGUCGACUCCCUGUUUAAAGUUAUCAAAAGGAAAGCGAGGUUAAGAGAUCAGGAAAGACAAGCAUUUGGAGGUGGUGAGAUAUUCUUCAUGCGGACACCACAGGAUUUAACCGGUCAAGACGGGGAACUUAUUCUUUGUGAAUUUUCGGAGGAGUAUCCUCCCCUGAUGAUGCAGAUUGGCAUGGCAACAAAAAUCAAAAAUUAUUAUAAAAGGAAACCAGGCAAAGAUAGUGUACCUCCACAGUACAAAUAUGGAGAGAUAGCGUAUGCCCAUUCCUCUCCAUUCCUAGGUUCUCUGGUUCCUGGCCAGUGUCAGCAGGCUUUAGAGAACAACAUGUUUAGAGCUCCAAUCUAUGAACAUAAAGUGGCUGCCACCGACUUCCUCAUUAUAAGAACCAGAAACCAAUUUUAUAUCCGUGAUCUUGAGACGAUAUUCUGUGUAGGUCAACAGAGUCCUCUGUAUGAAGUACCUGGGCCAAAUUCAAAGAGAGCAAAUAAUUUUAUCAGAGAUUUUCUUCAGGUGUUUAUAUACCGGUUGUUUUGGAAAAGUAAAGACAACCCAAGGAGAAUUAAAAUGGAUGACAUUAAGAAAGCAUUCCCCUCCCACUCUGAAAGCAGUAUAAGAAAAAGGUUGAAACUUUGUGCAGACUUCAAGCGAACAGAAAUUUAUUCUAGACAAUAUGGAAUGGAUUCAAACUGGUGGGUGUUGAAGCCAGAUUUCCGGUUGAAGACGGAGGAAGAGAUGAGAAAUAUGGUGUCACCAGAACAAUGUUGUGGUUAUUAUAGCAUGCUGGCUGCUGAACAAAGACUAAAGGAUGCAGGAUAUGGAGAGAAAUCAUUCCUAGCACCUGAAGAAGAUAAUGAAGAGGAAACACAGAUGAAGAUUGAAGAUGAGGUGAAGACAGCUCCCUGGAACACUACACGAGCUUAUAUCUCGGCAAUGAAAGGCAAAUGUUUAUUAGAUCUCAAUGGUGUAGCCGACCCAACUGGUGUUGGGGAAGGAUUUUCCUAUAUCAAGGUACCUAACAAACCACAGCCGAGAGAUGAGGGCAAAGAUAACACACCACAGAAGAAAACUGUCACAGGAACUGAUGCUGAUCUGAGAAAACUCUACCUCAAAGAUGCCAAAAAUAUUCUCAGAAAAUAUGGUGUACCAGAACAUGAGAUAAAGAAGCUAUCAAGAUGGGAGGUGAUUGAUGUAGUGAGGACAAUGUCGACAGAGCAGGCUAAAGCUGCGGCCCAGCAGGAGAUAGGGGAAGGUGGGGGCUGGAACAAGUUUGCUCGAGGUAACAGGUUCUCAGUGGCAGAACACCAGGAACGUUACAAGGAAGAGUGUCAGAGACUCUUUGACUUACAGAACAAGAUUCUCUCAUCAGCGGAACAUCUAUCUACAGAUGAAGCUUCAAGUUCUGAGGAUUCUGAGUUUGAAGAGAUAGGGAAAAACUUAGAAAGUAUGCUCUCAAAUAAGAAAACUAGCUCUCAGAUAAAGAUGGAGAGAGAAGAGGCAGAGAGGAGGGAGUUACAAAGAAUGAUGAUGGAAGGUAAAGAUGAUAAACAAAAGAAAGAUUCAUCUAAACAAGAAGAAGAUCCAAUGGCUAAUGUUACUGGCAAGAAGUUAAAGAUUACUCGAGUGUUUGUAGAUGACAAUGGCAGAGAGUUUACUAGAGUGGAGUGGGUCCUGAAACCAGCUGUUAUUGAUGCUUAUGUCCGCAUACAGAAAACAAAAGACCCUAAUUUUAUUAAACAGUUUGCUACAAUGGAUGAUGCUGCUAAGGAAGAGAUGAGAAGGGAGAGAAGAAGAUUACAAGAACAGUUAAGACGUAUUAAAAGAAACGAAGAGAGAGACAAGGCAUUACCAGAAACCUCCUCUAAGAAGAAGAAAAAGAAAGAAGUUCAAAUAUUAAAAUCUAAGAUGAAGUGUGGUGCCUGUGGACAGACUGGUCACAUGAGAACUAACAAGGAAUGCCCUAACUACAAUAAAACACUGGGCAGUACACCUGCACCAGUCCAGGUUGCCAUGACAGAGGAGGAAGAGGAGAAACAAGGAGAAACUUUACAGGAUCAUGGACUGGUUGAUGUUGUUGGCACUAAACUCAAACUUAGUAAAAGUCUUAUUGAACAUGCUGAGCAAAUAAAAAGAAAGUCCUUGGUAUUGAAAUUUCCAAAGCAAGCAAUGGAAUCUAAGAAAAGGAAGAAAGCAGGCACAACAAUACAUUGUGAUUAUUUAAAGAAGCCGAGACAGUCUGCUAAUAGAAGGAGAGCAGAUCCUGUGGUUACAAUGUCUAGUAUAUUUGAACAAGUGCUCAAUGAAAUGAGAGACAUGCCAAAUACACAUCCAUUUUUGUACCCAGUUAGUGCUAAGAAUGUUCCAGAUUAUUUCAAGAUAGUGAAGGAACCUAUGGAUCUACAGACUAUAAGAGAGAAUCUGCGAGCUAAAAAAUACAAGUCGAGGGAAGAUUUUCUGUUAGAUGUGAAUUUAAUAAUGAAGAAUAGCAGUUUAUAUAAUGGCAUAAAGAGCACACUGACUAUGACAGCUCAGAAUAUGUUAGAUCAUUGUCUAAGAAGACUAGCAGAGAAAGAAGAUAAGUUGAUGAGACUAGAGAAAGCUAUAAACCCACUGUUGGAUGACAAUGAUCAAGUCGCCUUCUCUUUUAUCCUAGAAAAUAUUCUUAAUAGAAUCAAGUCAGUGGAUAAUACAUGGCCAUUUCAAAAUCCUGUAAAUAAGAAAGUUAUAAAGGACUACUAUGAUGUUAUAGAGCAACCCAUGGAUCUUAAUACCAUUUUAAAGAAAAUUCAAAGUCAUCAGUAUCAGAGUAAGGAAGGUUUUAUUGGUGAUAUACAGCUAAUCUUAGACAACAGUAUCAGAUAUAACGGCAAGGACCAUGCCUUUACAACUACAGCAAAGAAAAUGUUGGAUGUUUGUAUGUCUGCCAUUCAGGAGAAUGAGGAGACAAUCACACAGUUGGAGAAAGAUAUCCGAGCUGCGCAGGAGGCAGCACUGGAGGCCGCAGAGUCUGAGAGUGUUGUCACUGGUACAUCUAUUACACAUGAUGACUACACUCAAGGUUUGGACAAUGAAUCUCUAGAUGGCUACAGUACUACUAAAGAAGGUGUGACAAUAAAGGAAUAUACUGAGAUGGAUGAUUCUAAUGCUGGGGUUACACAAGAUUCACAGCCAUACUUCCAGGGAGUCAGUAUGUCUGACUCUGAUUUUGUGGAUAUUGAAGGAGAUGAGGACUCUUUUAGCAGGAAAAAGUUAAAGAGGGAAGUGAAACAAGAGGAUGGAGAUGGUGACCUGGAUGAAACACUAGACAGAAUGGAGGCAGAAAAUGAUAUCCUUGGUAAAUUAAGUGAUGAUUCUGACGAUGAGAAGAACACCCAGGAUGAUGUAGAACAACAAGGGUACACAUACAUGGAUGAUGACCAAAGUUACAUGGAAGCUGCUAACUCACAACAAUAUCAGGUACAACCGCCACAGAUUGAUGAUGAGAACAGCUUUGAUCCGUCCGAGUUUUUCCGUCACAGUGCUCUUGCUAGUCAAGCAGCGGCAGUGGAAGAACAGAAUCAAUUUGAUGACCAACAGGAAACCAUGGAUACUGAUCUCAACAAUGACCUUGAGAUAUCAGAGUCAGAGAGUGAGAAUGAAGGUCAGGGAGACACACAGGGAGAUGACUCCAACGAGGGUUUUGAUAUUGAAGAAUUCCUGCAAUAGAAAUUACAGGUGUUUCAUCUGGAAGUGUA